Messenger RNA from Malus domestica (apple), 911 nucleotides. RefSeq lists its product as uncharacterized. The record is from RefSeq and is a predicted model, not a curated record. Lineage: Eukaryota; Viridiplantae; Streptophyta; Magnoliopsida; Rosales; Rosaceae.
AACAUUUCUUGUAAUUUUAUUGGAUUUGGAAAGAUAAAGCUAUCACCUUUCAUCAAUUUGAUUGGCAGGGACACAGCGACGUUCGAUAACCAGACACAAAAAUCCCCUUUCUUCCCUCUCUCUCUAACAUCCCACGUGGCAAGCCACACACGGAGAGCCGGAGCUUCGGUACACAUCAUCAAUGGCGGUCAGUACUGCAGCAUCUUCAGCUACCUGCAAUCUCAACCACACCAGCAACUUCCUCUCCUCCAAACCCCACUUCAGUUUCAUUUCUGGUUCAUCCCGCAACUUCCCCGCCAAAUCAAGGCCCUCAACAAUCGUUUCCAUGGCGCCCCAAAAGAAGGUGAACAAGCUCGACGGCGGCUGGGAGAAGAAGUGGUACGGAGCGGGAAUCUUCUACGAAGGGGCGGAGGAAGUGGAAGUCGACGUCUUCAAGAAGCUGGAGAAGCGGAAGGUCCUCAGCAACGUCGAGAAGGCGGGGCUUUUGUCCAAGGCGGAGCAGCUCGGGGUGACCCUGUCGUCGAUUGAGAAAUUGGGGCUGUUUUCGAAGGCGGAGGAACUCGGGCUCCUCAGCCUGCUCGAGAAGGUGGCUGGAUUCUCCCCAGCCGCCUUGGCCUCGGCGUCGCUGCCCAUAUUGGUGGCGGCUGUGGUGGCGGUCGUGGUUAUACCGGAUGACUCGACGGCCCUGGUGGCGGUGCAGGCUGUGGUGGCGGGCGUGCUUGGGGCUGGCGCUGCUGGAUUGUUAGUUGGGUCAGUUGUCUUGGAUGGCUUGCAAGAAGCUGAUUAAGUUUCUCACUUCUUUUUUUUUAUAAUUGUUUUUGUUUUUCAAAUUUUCUCCUUUUGUAGGAUAAAAUUGAGAAUUAUGUCUGUGAUAUACUGAAUUAGAGAAUGAAUCAAUAACCGUUCUGAAA